Messenger RNA from Anopheles marshallii, 1323 nucleotides. RefSeq names its product neuronal acetylcholine receptor subunit beta-3-like. Lineage: Eukaryota; Metazoa; Arthropoda; Insecta; Diptera; Culicidae. Gene Ontology annotation, molecular function: extracellular ligand-gated monoatomic ion channel activity; neurotransmitter receptor activity; transmembrane signaling receptor activity. Bases 1 to 1323 code for a protein of 440 amino acids. The record is from RefSeq and is a predicted model, not a curated record. The transcript is spliced from 6 exons. Gene Ontology annotation, biological process: nervous system process; monoatomic ion transmembrane transport; regulation of membrane potential. Gene Ontology annotation, cellular component: synapse; membrane; neuron projection.
AUGUUUAAAGACAUCUUUCUUCUUUAUGCAUUAACUUUGUGUGUUAUUCUGCAAGCGAAUAGCGUCGCGACAAUCAAUUGUGAUGGCGAAUCUUCAUCCAUAAAGGAAAAACUUCUGCAGAAGCUGUUAUGUUCGGAUUAUGACAAAACACAACGUCCCGUCAAAAAUCAUCAAACUGCAGUGAAUGUAUCGAUGUCUGUUCAUAUAAAAGAGUAUUACGUCUACGAUAGCGAUUUUCUUAUUCUGUCCGUUUGGAUGACGAUCAGUUGGAAGGACGAAUUUCUCACCUGGAACAAAGCGGAUUAUGAUAUGGAGAAGGUGAACAUCGAUUCCAAUGAAUUAUGGCGUCCAACUAUCGAAACAACUGGAACCAAUAAUGCUGGCGUUCUCGAUAAAUCCUGCUAUGGUCAUACAUGUGAAGUGAUACAUAAUGGCAGUGUUACAUGUGUUUCAAAAUGCCAUUAUGAGGCUCACUGUACCGGUACGUACGCAGACUGGCCGUUUGAUGUGUUGAAUUGUACGAUGCAUUUCAGUAGCUGGUUGGAAUAUACGACUCAGUUAAACCUCACAGCGGAAACAAAAGUAUGGGAGGAUGGAGCAAAAGAUGAUAAAAGAUGGAAAUUAAUGUCUGCCGAAACAGUAUCACGGAAUGAUAUAUAUCAUGAAAGCUUUCCGAUGAUUAAAUUCAUAACUACUUUAGAAAGACAUAUGGGUGUUUAUACUGCCAUCAUGACACCUGGGUUCAUGAUGGUGGCAGUUAGUUUAGCAGUGCUACUGAUUGAUAGUACCAGCUCUGAUAGACUGCAUAUUCUUACUGCCACGUGUUUGGGCCACUAUAUUUUUCUGCAGUUCAUGUACUGGCAUUUGGCAUACAUCAGCAGAGAUGUACCCAAUAUACUGCUUUUCUUCCGCGACUCGCUGCUUAUCAACGUGCUGAUGUUAAUUUUCACCAUCGUUUUGAGACACACUGUACCCAGAAAGAGCAGCUCAGAGCGAUUGAUGGACAGGCUAGCGCUAAGGGCAGCUUCUACUAGUUUGGGUCGCAUAUUGCUACAAGCUGAUCUUAUAGUCGACCCGAAAGGAUCACGACCAUUGGAGGAAAGCCAAACGGAACCCGAAAACACCCGACACGCAGAAAACGGUACAAACGGUGAUACAAUUCAUCUAGUUGUUGAUGGUUGUGACAAUAAUGCAAUAGUUGUGAGUACGGAACAACACCGAACCAAUUUAGGGAUCAUCUUCGUGGAUCGGAUAAUGCUAUUGUGCUGUAUGAUUUGUUAUGCCUUAAUGCUUUUCAAUUUGAUUCCGAAAAAAAUGUUAUAG